AUGGCUAACAAUGCCCUAACCCACCUGGUUGCAACCCCUGAAGUCAAUCCCCUGACCAACAAAGCCUUGUCUGUCCCAAUUUUGAACCCAUUCAACCGCUAUGGACGCGUCUUUUUCUUCUCAUGGCUUGGUUUCUUCGUGGCGUUUUUGUCUUGGUUUUCAUUCCCGCCUCUGUUGACCGACACUAUCAAGAAAGACCUCAACAUGACACAAACCGAUGUAGCCAAUUCAAAUAUCGUAGCGCUAUUAGCGACCCUGCUCGUGCGUUUCAUAUCAGGACCCCUUUGUGACCGGUUUGGUCCUCGUUGGGUCUUCAUUGGCUUGUUACUGAGUGGCUCCAUCCCAACUGCCAUGGCUGGUCUGGCCACUACACCGUCCGGACUGAUUGCGGUUAGAUUUUUUGUCGGUAUACUUGGUGCAAGUUUCGUUCCUUGCCAAGUGUGGACAACAGGGUUCUUUGACAAGAGCGUGGUUGGCUCUGCCAAUGCCUUGACUGCUGGUCUAGGAAACGCCGGUGGCGGCGUUACAUACUUCACCAUGCCAGCAGUUUACAAUUCCCUCGUUUCCCACGGCCUUACCGAGCACAAGGCAUGGAGGGUUGCCUACGUUGUUCCGUUCAUUAUCAUUGUCUCGAUUGCGUUGGGCAUGAUAUUCACUUGCGAAGACACACCAACCGGAAAGUGGUCUGAACGACACCUAAAUGGUAUUAAUACGCCAGCGAGCACGAACAUGCUAGAGCCGAACAACACCGAGAAAAUCCCCUCGGGUGUUGUGACUCCAAACUCAAUGAGCAAAUUCGAUCAAAAGAUCCACUCGAAAGGUCAAGUUCUUCAAGAGCUUGUUGUGGCACCCACAUGGAAGGAGACACUUCAAGUGAUCUUCAGUCUCCCCACGCUAUCUCUAUCCAUGGUAUAUGCCUGCACUUUCGGCGCUGAACUAGCAUUGGACGGAGUUCUUGGCAGUUACUAUUCCCGCAACUUCCCCACAAUGGGCCAGACAAAAUCUGGUGACUGGGCAGCGAUGUUUGGCUUAUUGAAUGUCGUCUUCCGUCCUCUUGGUGGGUAUCAACUCGCUCUGGGGAAGAAGAUCUGGCUAACCUUUCUGUGCGCUAUUACUGGCGCGUUUUUACUUGCGAUCGGCCUCACUAACCCUAAGAGCGAGUCUACUAUGUUUGGAUUAGUGGCGGGCAUGGCUUUCUUCCUGGAGGCUGCCAACGGAGCUAAUUUUGCGCUUGUACCGCAUGUCUAUCCUUUUGCUAAUGGAAUUGUGUCUGGUACGGUGGGCGCAUCUGGUAACCUUGGCGGAAUCAUUUUCAAUAUUGUAUUUCGAUAUAAUGGAACCCGUUACGAUCGAUCGACUUGGAUAAUGGGCGUUAUUUGUGUGGCGGUUGCUAUAUUGCAAUCAUGGACUCGACCAGCAGCGAAGAGUAUUUAA
Molecule: messenger RNA, 1434 nt
Organism: Talaromyces proteolyticus
Lineage: Eukaryota; Fungi; Ascomycota; Eurotiomycetes; Eurotiales; Trichocomaceae
Product: nitrate transporter
Exons: 7
Coding region: 1-1434 (477 amino acids)
Biological process (GO): nitrite transport; nitrate transmembrane transport
Cellular component (GO): membrane
Molecular function (GO): nitrate transmembrane transporter activity; nitrite transmembrane transporter activity
Source: RefSeq, a predicted model, not a curated record